AUGCCUUGGCCAGUUGAAGAGGUUGCUUCCCCAACUUCAAGGGUUCAAAGCACAGUAGGCGACCCCUCUUCUCCGCCUAAGGAUGAUUAUGAGGCGGCGAUGGAUUCGCUAUCUCCCCUGGUGGAGGAGAUUGCGUCUGGUGUAAACCUCCUUCGGGGGGACAUGCAUGAUGAGUCAUCCCCUCGCCGAGCGAGCACAGAAGAUGCACACACUUCUCCUGAAGAGGAGGGGGUCGCAGGAGACCUACAAUCGGUGGAGCUGGCCCGCCUCUUCUCGACUCGCGAUUGCCGCCUCGCCUUUACCGCUCCAGAGAUUGACUGGUUGAAGGUUACCGUUGAUGAAUUCCAGGGAGAUAUCCGGAGUUGCGAGGAGUGCAUUGCCAAACUCAAUUGGGAGCGGGCAGACUCCAAGAAGAAGAUGGGCAGGCUUCAAUUGGAAGUGAGGGAGGCCAAGGCAUCAAAGGCACGCAUGGCCGCAGAGAAUGGGAGGUUGACUAGCAGGACAAAUGGCGCCAUUCUGGCUAUGGUUGAUGCUCGGGGCGAGCUAAAGAACGCACUUGACUCACUUGUUUCAACUGAGGGCCAACUCGAGGAAGCUCGGUCUCUCUUGGCAGAGGCAGAGGAGGCUCGGACGGUAGCCGUGGCUGAAGCAGCGGAGAAGAACGAUGCAAUGGCGUGCCUCCAAUUGCUAUACACCGCCAAAGUCGCGCGGGGGGAGAAGCAUAAGGAGCUCGCCGGGCUCAUAUCGUUCUCUGAUGUGAAGGCUGCUCGCGAUGCAGAACGCGAAAAGGAGCUAACUGGCCUCCAAACACUCCUUGACACUGAAAGGGCUUGUAGGGCUGAGCGAGAAGGGGAGAUAGCGAGGCUUCAGUCGCUUCUUGCGUGGAGGUAG
This is a messenger RNA of Corylus avellana, 891 nucleotides long. Lineage: Eukaryota; Viridiplantae; Streptophyta; Magnoliopsida; Fagales; Betulaceae. The record is from RefSeq and is a predicted model, not a curated record.